Racocetra persica is the source of this 271-nucleotide messenger RNA. The record is from the annotation of a GenBank genome assembly. Lineage: Eukaryota; Fungi; Glomeromycota; Glomeromycetes; Diversisporales; Gigasporaceae.
GAAGGUGUUGCUAUCACUGAGCGUGAUCAUCAAGAAUUUGAAAAACAUACUUUUUAUAGACAAGAUACUGUAGAUUUUCAUUUACCAUUAACUGAAAGAUGUAAAGCUUGGGUUAAAGGCCUUCGCAUAAAUGAUGAUACUUUUAAUAAUAAUGUUACUGGAUUAAUACAUAUGACUCCUAAUGAGGCUGUAAAAAGAGCAUUAAAAGGUAAAAAAAUAUUUGCAGAGCCAGCAGUAAAACAUAGAAGACCUGUUGGAUUUGAAGAACCAC